Messenger RNA from Verticillium dahliae VdLs.17, 525 nucleotides. RefSeq lists its product as uncharacterized. Bases 1 to 525 code for a protein of 174 amino acids. Lineage: Eukaryota; Fungi; Ascomycota; Sordariomycetes; Glomerellales; Plectosphaerellaceae. The transcript has a single exon. The record is from RefSeq and is a predicted model, not a curated record.
AUGGCCAUGGUGCCUAUCAGUAUAACCUACAUCCCACCCCCGCCUAAAGGCGGGUCCACGGACAGCCACACCAGCAAGCCUGAGAUCAUCUUCCAGGCGGUAUAUUCAGGCCUCAUCGUUUACUUCGCUAUCGGCUUUGUGUUAGGGGCGUGUUGUCGGCCACUUAGACAACCUCAAUGGUUUACACGAGAUCGCCAGAAAAGCAGAGGUCCCGUUCGGGAUGUGCUCUGGGCGUGCGCGCUCACCACCACGUGGCCGGUCCUUCUUCCCGUGCUCGCCAUCAUCAGGAGCAUCAACAAAAGGCAGACGGGGUUGAAGAAGGCGGCAAGAUGGAAGAGGCACGAGGCGAUGUCGGAGGGGGGUGCAACAGGCGUGACGGAAUUGGUUGUUGCAGUACCUGUUUUGCCUACUGCCGGGAAGAGCGAGCGCGCAAAGACGCGGUUCGAGCAGGAUCUCGAGCUUGAGGCUUUGCCUCUGGACUCCGACGAGACGGACGAGGACGGGAGGACGAGAGGUCGCGGGUAA